Molecule: messenger RNA, 969 nt
Organism: Bacillus rossius redtenbacheri
Lineage: Eukaryota; Metazoa; Arthropoda; Insecta; Phasmatodea; Bacillidae
Product: axoneme-associated protein mst101(1)-like
Exons: 2
Coding region: 1-969 (322 amino acids)
Source: RefSeq, a predicted model, not a curated record
AUGCUUGACCCAUUCACUGCGCGCAAUAGCUGCUGUGCCGAGUGUGCCGAGUGUGCCGAGUGUGCCGAGUGUGCCGAGUGUGCCGAGUGUGCCGAGUGUGCCGAGUGUGCCGAGUGUGCCGAGUGUGCCGAGUAUGCUGAGUGUUCCGAGUGUGCCGAGUGUGCCGAGUGUGCCGAGUGUGCCGAGUGUGCCGAGUGUGCCGAGUGUGCCGAGUAUGCUGAGUGUUCCGAGUGUGCCGAGUGUGCCGAGUGUGCCGAGUGUGCCGAGUGUGCCGAGUGUGUCGAGUGUGCCGAGUAUGCUGAGUGUGCCGAGUGUGCCGAGUGUGCCGAGUGUGCCGAGUGUGCCGAGUGUGCCGAGUGUGUCGAGUGUGCCGAGUAUGCCGAGUGUGCCGAGUGUGCCGAGUGUGCCGAGUAUGCUGAGUGUGCCGAGUGUGCCGAGUGUGCCGAGUGUGCCGAGUGUGCCGAGUGUGCCGAGUGUGCCGAGUGUGCCGAGUGUGCCGAGUGUGCCGAGUAUGCCGAGUAUGCCGAGUGUUGUGCCGAGUGUGCCGAGUGUGCCGAGUGUGUCGAGUGUGCCAAGUGUGCCGAGUGUGCCGAGUGUGCCGAGUGUGCCGAGUGUGCCGAGUGUGCCGAGUAUGCCGAGUGUGCCGAGUGUGCCGAGUGUGCCGAGUGUGCCGAGUGUGCCGAGUGUGCCGAGUGUGCCGAGUGUUCCGAGUAUGCCGAGUGUGCCGAGUGUGCCGAGUGUGCCGAGUGUGCCGAGUGUGCCGAGUGUGCCGAGUGUGCCGAGUGUGCCGAGUGUGCCGAGUAUGCCGAGUGUGCCGAGUGUGCCGAGUGUGCCGAGUGUGCCGAGUGUGCCGAGUGUGCCGAGUGUGCCGAGUGUGCCGAGUGUGCCGAGUGUGUCGAGUGUGCCGAGUGUGCCGAGUGUGCCGAGUGUGCCGAGUGUGCCGAGUGUGCCGAGUGUGUAGACAGAUAG